UAGCUUCUAGUUAUCUUCGUUGUCUGCUUUACAUCGUCCUUUUGCCCUUUCUUUUACUUGUUUCUUGCCAUCUUUUGUUUCACUUACGUUCUACUAUCUUCUUGUUUAAAGCCAGACUUCGGAUUCAUUCUCCUGAAGACAAAUUUACCAACUGUUUUUUGUUGAAAUAUUGGUAUCACAAUGGCAUCAAAUUCCCUGUCUUCUUCUUCGAACAGCUCCAGUUCCUCCUGGACGCCAAAACAGAACAAACAAUUUGAGAAGGCUCUAGCAGUCUAUGAUAAGGAUACCCCGGACCGCUGGCAAAACAUUGCCAGGGCUGUGGGUGGAAAAUCUGCUGAGGAAGUUAAAAGGCACUAUGAGAUUCUUGUCGAGGACCUCAAGCACAUCGAGUCUGGUAAUUACCCGUUCCCAAACUACAGAACAAAUGGGAACAGCCGCUAAUUAAGAUGGCAGACGGAACCGGAGGCUAAUCAAGUACAAGAGACUGCAUUGAAGACUUCCAACCCACUUACUACAAUUGAAUCUACAAAAUCGUUGAGAAGUGUAUCAUCAUAGCAACUGGAAGUCUCAAAUUUAAGCUACAUCCUUAAUGUUGUAAUCGCACAUUGCCCCCAUGUGGCCUAUAAUCUACCCAGCUUUAGUUUUUUCCUUUUCUCAGUACUGAAAUCACGAUGUAAUAUCAGUUGACUCGAUAUAUGAUUUAUCUGCUUAUCCAGGAAACUUCUUCAUC
Sesamum indicum (sesame) is the source of this 730-nucleotide messenger RNA. It is a transcript of the gene RL4, whose product is annotated as RAD-like 4. The record is from RefSeq and is a predicted model, not a curated record. NCBI's taxonomy places the organism in Eukaryota, Viridiplantae, Streptophyta, Magnoliopsida, Lamiales, Pedaliaceae. Gene Ontology annotation, molecular function: DNA-binding transcription factor activity.